Acanthamoeba castellanii str. Neff is the source of this 444-nucleotide messenger RNA. RefSeq names its product osteoclaststimulating factor, putative. Gene Ontology annotation, cellular component: nucleus; cytoplasm. Gene Ontology annotation, molecular function: protein binding. The transcript is spliced from 5 exons. NCBI's taxonomy places the organism in Eukaryota, Discosea, Longamoebia, Acanthamoebidae. Bases 1 to 444 code for a protein of 147 amino acids. The record is from RefSeq and is a predicted model, not a curated record.
AUGGCCGAAUACGAAGCGCAACUUAGGGCAGCGGCACAGAGGGGCAACACGUCGCUUCUCAGCCAGCUCGUGAAGGAGCAGAAGGGCCUCAAUCUCAACGCCACCGACGGCCUCGGCAACACGGCCCUGCACUACUCGGCGCAUCACGACCACCCCGAAACCUUGGAGCUCCUCCUCGAGGCCGGAGCCGACGCCAACAAGCAGAACAACGCCGGUGACACGCCCCUGCACAAGGCCGUGGCCAAGACGUCCAUCCCCUGCAUCAAGGCUCUCAUCGAGCACGGCGCCAAUCCCAAGACGGAGAACAGGGAAAGGAAGACGCCAGAGAGGAUGGCCAAGACCAAGGAAGUGAAGGACAUCAUGAAGAAGGCUCGCACCACGUCUGUUCCCGUGAUCGAGGUCGACAAGGACAUGUUGGCCGAUGAGGGCGACUUCGACGACUAG